UGUAAGAUCGCUUUCAAAAAGAUGUAUGCACAACUUUAAACAUUUAUAAUCGUAUUUUUAAAUAUUUGUGCGUAAAUUAACUUAGGCACGCAAAAUUAAGUUUUCAUACACGUGAGUCAAUACAAUUACAUUUGUGUUUUUAUGUAAGUGUGAUUCUAGAAGCUAUGACUGUAAACAUUCACGAGUACAACUCUGAUUUCUACGACUACGAAUUCUUCAUUAUGAACACAAAUUCAAGUUUGUGGGGACGAGUAAAGAACAGUUGAAAUGACGUCACUGCCGGCACAGGGCAGGUAAUCGAACCUUGAUUCCAUCUAAAGCGCAUGCGUCAAAGGUGAAAGAUGGCUAACAACAGACCUGAGGCUGCUAGCCCAGGCUCAGCAUCACAGGGCCAAUUAACAGACAUCUUAAGUGCAGCCCAAAACCUGGUGUUGCUAUUGAGAAACAGUGCACCGGCAAAUGUCAUGCCAGUCAGUCAGGGCAGUACAGGAGAAGCUGCUGUUGGACAGGGAGCGCAGUCAGUGAGGCCUCAGCGCAAUGACUCUGGACAGUCUGUCAAACAAGAAAUGGCUCGGUCUUUUCCUGGAUUUUUCCGAAAGGAGGCAAGAGGCAAGAAGCGUUUUGCACCAUAUACACCAACACAACCUGGGAAGAGCUUUUUGGUGAACUUUUUUCUUCUUGAAAAGCAACGUGAAAAAACACCAAAUGGAGAAGAGGAACUGCAGCUUAUACUGGCUGGCCUUGGAAAACGUUCAUUAACCCUUAAUGAAAACAUCACACAUUCAGAGUUUUCAGAUUUGCUUUUGAGCACAUAUCCAAGACUGGCAAAUAUCUGUGGAGGCUGGUUGCUGCACAAGUCCACAGGUGGGGGUGGGCAGCGGAGAUUGGCUGUUAUCCCUCCAGAUUUAAAUGGAUACACUGGCCAGCAGCUAAAAGCAGUGAGCGGGAAUGGAAAAUAUACAAUGUACAUUGCUCCUUUACAAGAAGAACUGGAUACAAUUCCUUUACCACCAGAAGCAAAGGAAUUUGAGAAGAUGCCCAAAGCCCAGUGUACAACCUGCAAAAAAAUGGUUCCGCUUCAGAUUCUUCCAGGACACAUAAAGGAAUGCAAGAAACAACUUGUAGAUUUGUGUGAUUCUGCUGAAGAAGAAAGCUGCAAGGAAGAACAUGAUGAAAGCUGCAAGGAAGAACAAUGCUCAGCUGCACUUUGCUACGAGAAAAGCAAGACCGCUGAGUGUCCUGUGUGCGGAAAUGCAUUUCAUCCUGAAAUCAUUGAGUUCCAUGCAGCCAGUUGCGGAUUACGAGGCAUGCAACAGUGGCAACGGCAGAAGAAGACCUCACCCAAAUGUAGACUUAAGGUCACAUUCUUUGCCGAGGCAGGCAUUGAUACUGGUGCCCUUUCCAAAGAAUUCCUCACAGAAAUGCUGGUAGAAAUAGAAAAAAGACUAUUUGUUGAAGGUCCAGAUAAGAAAGGGAAGAAUCCUGUUUACUGCCUUAACAGUUUGGACUGUAACUUCUUCAGGACUGCAGGAGAAGUCAUGGCAGCUAGUCUGGCACAAGGCGGACCUUGCCCUAACUUCCUGCGUGAAUGGUGCUUCAGAUAUCUCUGCUCUGGUGACUCUGACAGCAUUCAAGUGUCUGCCAGUGAUGUCACAGAUUUGGAACUGUCACAGCUAAUUGUAAAGAUAAACAACGCCAGUGAUGACAACAUCAGUGACCUGAUUGGUGACAUUGUGACCUGCGGAUACACUGGAAUCGUGUCUGAGGAUAAAAGGGACAGCAUAAUAAGAGCUGUUAUACUUCACUCCACCAUGAGACUCAUCCCGAUGCUUGACCAGCUCAGAAAAGGCCUGCAGCUCUAUGAACUACCAACGAUCAUGAAGACCCAUCAAGAGCUUUGCCAACCACUGUUUGUUACAGGGGAAGAUGAUAAGGUGGAUGCAGUCUUCAUUCUGGAAAACAGCCGCCCUGUCUUCAGUGAGAUUGGUUCUGCCAAACACCGCAUGGAAACAAACAUCAUGAAUUUUUUCCAGGACUACCUUCAGGAAAUUGAGGAUUCUGAACAAGAUGGCCCAAGCAACAACAACAUUGCUCCAGAAAGUUUGACUGUUGGAAGAAUCAUGCAGUGGCUCACUGGACAGGGACACAAGCCCCUUCUGCCUAGUGAAAAGAAGGACUUUGUCAUAAAUGUGAGAUUCCACCAUGACUGUGACACACAGCACACUGUUUGUUUUCCUAUUGUCAGCGCCUGCAGUCGUACAAUAACAUUUCCCUCAGUGCACCUGAAAACAUUCAGUGAAUUCAAAAACAUUAUGACAUUAGCCAUAUGCCAUGGGCAAACCUUUGACAGGGUGUAACAACUC
This is a messenger RNA of Carassius carassius (crucian carp), 2363 nucleotides long. RefSeq lists its product as uncharacterized. The transcript has 14 exons. The coding region runs from base 342 to 2357 and encodes 671 amino acids. Lineage: Eukaryota; Metazoa; Chordata; Actinopteri; Cypriniformes; Cyprinidae. Gene Ontology annotation, molecular function: ubiquitin-protein transferase activity. The record is from RefSeq and is a predicted model, not a curated record.